AUGCUUGCUUCUGCGCCAAUCUUGCACAGCGUAUUGCUGCUUGGGGCCCUCUUUGGCACAGUCGUGGGCGCUUUGGACUUUGGACGAUAUGACGAAGCCCAUCGUGUGACGAAAUCAGUUGAAUCUACGCAGCCAGUCGCGGCGACAAUAACGACGGCUAUUACUACAGCCACAUUUACAACAGUAACCGUCAGCGCCAGGAAUUCCGAUAUUCCAACUCGUCUUGGCAGGUUGAGGGGUCGAGUGAAUGGCGAUGAUGCCAACCAAGGAGCCGACACCGGCACUUCCACCACCUCCACCCCGGAAACUGCGUCCUCAGCAGCUGAGACGGAUAACAGUGGCAGCGACAGCCAGGACAGCCUUUCUUCGACACAACUGGGCGGCAUAAUCGGAGGAGCUGCUGCGUUUCUGGCAUUGGUGGUUGCUGUGGCCUGUGUCCUGAUCCGGCACAUUGACAGGCUGGCUGACCAGAUAGCUAAGAUACCAAGGUCGUCCAAGUCUACCAGCACAAGGAAAUUAAGAAGCAAGCCAACCAGCGUGUCGUCAUCAGACACUGAUAGCAGGGAUUCGCGAGAGGGUUCUGCCAUCGAGUUAAUGCAGCGCUCAUCGUUGCGGCGCUCACAAGCUCGUCGGAAACCCAAAUCCACAGCUCGCCGUAACAACCAGCGUCGCAACGGCCUGUACAUUGCUGCGGCCGGCAAUCCCCAGAGCGAACGAGCCCCCGAGAGACAAGAUCGUUCAACUGACAUACCCCUCCAAACAUUGUCUCGGCCUGUCAUCAAUCGCCGCCCUGUCCCGGUUCCAAAUCCAGCGCGUACUGCAAUUGUAUCGCCUGCACCAGUUAAUGCUAUUUCCCCGAGGCUACUGAGCUCGCCCUCACCAGUUAGCGCCAUAUCCUCAGAACUUGAAGCGUGCUCGCUUGCACAAGAAUUAGCUGGAAUAGCAUCAGCAGAAAGCCUGGCAGCAGACUCACUCAUACACUAUGCGCGAGAUGUUCCCCCAAGCGAUCUCCCGUGGUUUGCUGUUAGGCCGCCUCUUAAAGACCAAUGGAUGAAGAGCGUGUUGCUGUUAAGGCAGUCGGAGAAUGCCUCUCCUGAGCACUUUAGCCUCGAUGAUGGCGACGAGGAAUGGCAUGGAUUCUACGGGGCCAGGGGAUAUAUGGCGGGACGAACUGGACUUGGUAUAACCUAUCCACGGAACGGUCACACCAGGGAGGGGAGCAAUUGA
This is a messenger RNA of Trichoderma gamsii, 1227 nucleotides long. RefSeq lists its product as hypothetical. The transcript has a single exon. The record is from RefSeq and is a predicted model, not a curated record. Bases 1 to 1227 code for a protein of 408 amino acids. Lineage: Eukaryota; Fungi; Ascomycota; Sordariomycetes; Hypocreales; Hypocreaceae.